Messenger RNA from Sciurus carolinensis (gray squirrel), 1690 nucleotides. RefSeq names its product interferon induced protein 44 (gene Ifi44). The record is from RefSeq and is a predicted model, not a curated record. The transcript is spliced from 9 exons. Bases 68 to 1378 code for a protein of 436 amino acids. NCBI's taxonomy places the organism in Eukaryota, Metazoa, Chordata, Mammalia, Rodentia, Sciuridae.
UGUGCCUGCUUUGUCUUCUGGUGAGAGCAGCAUUCUUCCUGCAGGCUCUUCUAACAGAUUGAGAAGUAUGGCUCUGACAACUCGUUUGACGUGGUUGCAAGAAAAGAGACUGCAAAAUCAUUUUGGAGGAAAGCAGUUUAGCCUUCUUUAUAAGGCUAGUGUCCAUGAAUUCUGUACUAAGAAUUUGUUUGAGAAAUGCUGUAACCAAGGACCUAUAAUAAUAGUGAUUUACAGUGAAAAUGAUGUUACUGGAGCAUACGUGCAACACGGUUACCAGGAAAACAGGGAAGUUCCUAUCAUUCUUUUUGCACUUCAAGAGACUGAGAUUUUGGAAUAUAAAAUAGGAUCACAUACACCAGAGAUAUUGUUCUAUGACAGGUAUGCGCCAUUAACAGUCUUCAAUCGAAAACAUCGGGAUUUUAAGAAUCCUUCUGCUGGGUUCUGGAUAUAUCUAUGCGAAAAAGUGGUGGCUAUGAGCUCAAAAGUAAGUGAAGAACUUGGACAACCUCAAAAUUGUACUGCUUCCUUUCAGGAAUGCGAAGUUUUUCGAUGUGAAGAUUUAUUGGACAAAAGAAAGCAAGAAGGAGUCAUUAAACUCAGGAGGACCUUGCUGUCUGAAAUGAAUACUUAUGAGCCGAAUCAAGAAAUGGUUCACCAAAUAAGAAUUCUGCUGCUCGGUCCAAUUGGAGCUGGGAAAUCUAGCUUUAUCAACUCAGUGAAAUCUGUUUUUCGAGGCCAUGUGACCAAUCAGGCUCUGGUGGGCUCUGACCCAACUGGAAUAUCUACGAAGUACAGGACGUAUUCCAUUAAGGAUGGGAAUGGUGGUCGAUGCCUGUCCUUUAUUCUGUGUGACUCUCUGGGGCUGAGUGAGAAGUCAGGCCUAUGUGUGGAAGACAUAGUCUACAUCUUGAAAGGCCACAUUCCUGACAGAUAUCAGUUUGAUUCCAUGGAACCAAUCACAUCAAGGCAUCCUAACUACAUUCAUUCCCCAUCACUGAAGGACAGAAUCCACUGUGUGGCAUUUGUGUUUGAUGCCAGCUCUGUUGAACAACUCUCUCCUGAGAUGGUAGCAAAGAUCAAGAAAAUUCAAAGGGAGGUGAUAAAAUGUGGCGUGGUACAGAUGGCUUUGCUCACUCAUGUGGAUUGCUUGGAUCUGAUUACAGUAGGUGACUUUCCAGACAUCUAUAGCUGUGUGCCUGUGAAACUCAAGCUGGAGGCAGUUCACAGAAAACUUGGAUUUGUUCUUUCUGACAUCUUGGUGGUCAGCAAUUAUAUUUCUGAGUGGGAGCUGAACCCUCUGAAAGAUAUUCUGAUCCUCUCUGCACUGCGAAAGAUGUCAUGGGCUGCAGAUGACUUCCUAGAGGAUUUGUCUCACUAAACAGUGCUCAGAGGAAGUGAAUUAUCAAGUGUGCAAAGAAAAAUAUAACAAUGUGAACCUUCCACAAAUUAAAAAUUUUGCCACAUCAUAGAAGAAUAAAACUAAGAAAGGAGAAAACAGGAAAGAGAGAAGUAGCUGAGAAUAAAAGGGUGGGUUUUAUUUAUGUCUAGGAUGAAUAGCAUCUGCAGUAUCUGUCAUAGUCUCUGCAAUAACUAGGAAUAGUAAGAUUUUGUCAUUGUGAAAAAUAGUCAUAAUGGUUUUGGAUUUAUAUAAUAUAUCUGUGAGAAAUAAAAUAUCAUUUUAUAAAACCUA